CGUUCACGAACGUAUAAAACUUGCUCAAGAAUUGGGCACUGGCAUAUCGAUUUGGGAGUUGGGCCAAGGAUUAGACUAUUUUUAUGAUCUCUUUUAAUGCUGUUUUUAAAAUAAUUGAGAAUUCUUAAGCAAUAUUUUAUUUGCAAUCUACAACAACAUUUAAGUAGUAAGCAAUCUUUAAACAUGGAGGACGAGUCAAUUACAUUAUCAAAGGAUUUACCAAAUCCAACUAUUAACAAUGAGUCCAAUAUAGACGUAAAUCUUAAAAAACUAACGGAAUCAAUAACAGAUGAAUAUGACAGUGACUCCAAUAGUAACUCCAAUGCUGAUAAUGAAGAAUAUUACGAUUCGGCAUCUGAAAACAGUUAUCAUUUUGAAUAUGAACCUGAAGUGAGCCGUUCAUCAUUACCAGUUUUACACAAUUUGGAUGCAAAGAAGAAAGCGUACAUAAAAAGCGCCAACUAUAUUUAUGGCAAAUAUGUUAUGAGACAAUGUCCCAUGUGUGAUUCGGAGUUUAAUUCUGCACAUUGUUGGAAAAAGCACAUUAAUUAUAUACACCAUCUAGCCAAACCGGAAGAUUUACAAUUCAAAUACAACGAAGUAGGUGCAAAGUGUAAAACAUGCGAUUUUCAAACAGCUACUCCAGAUUUCAACAAAUUAUUGGAUCAUCAAAUUUCACAUAUGCCAUUUAGUCACUUUUUAAAAUGUAAACUUUGUCAUUGGAGAACGAAAACACAUCCUAGCAUGAAUUUUCACUUACGCCAACAGCAUUCAGAUAAACUGGAUAUGACAACGAAAAGUAUCGAGUUAACGGUUUGUCCAUAUUGUCAGCAAGAAUUCUCAUCCCAAUGGUAUUUGCGCAAGCAUAUGAUCCAGGAACAUGAAAAGACUAUUGACGAUAGAACAUGUUUCGUAUGCUUGGAUUGUGGUGAAGAAUUUUCCACAAAUGUUAGUUUACGUGCGCAUGUGUUUGAAAAAUUUGCAGACAAGUCGGUAGAGGAACUAGGCUUCAAAGAGGUCAUUUCAGUUGGUGAUGAUAAUGAUAUUUCGUACAAGUGUACACAAUGUCCCACGAUUUAUCGCAAAAACACAUCCAGUCGUACAUUAACUAACCUACGCGAACAUUACAUGUUGCAUUUAGGCGAACCUACGGGUAAGCACGCUUACAAAUGUAAAUAUUGCGAUGAAAGUUUUCGCCGAUUUGACAAUAUGCGUUUACACAUUUGCGAGGAAUUGCGUAAAGCUUUGCAGAAUGGUGCUUCUACACAUGCCCUACUAGGUGCGAAAACCCGUAAAAAUAAGUUGACCAAAAAAAAUAUGCAACAAGAACCGAUUGAACUGAAGAGAGACUAUAUGAAACAUAUACGUCAUGUUUGUUUGAAAUGUGGAAAUUCGUAUGGUAAGUUGUUUCAUUGCAAACGGCAUAUGUAUAUAAAACAUGGCAUGAGCAAGCCAACCGGACUGGAUUUUAAAAAGAUAGCAAAUCAAAGUGCAGCCGAAGUUUACGAAUGUACAAUAUGCGAAGAGUUCACCUGCGAUUUUGAUUUAAAUACAAUGUUAGUGCACGCACGUAUACAUACUGUAUAUGAUCCUUUGCUAUGUAAAAUUUGUAAUACAUCAUUCGCCUACGAAUCUGACAUACCAGGACAUGAUUGUAUGGAUGUGGAGGUUGUUGAAACAGUGAAGGAAUCACGAUAUCCAAGAGAGAUCCCCAUACCUAAUAUGGAUACUUUUUGUCCUAAAUGCGAUCUAACUUAUACAACACCUUCUUCGCUGACGAGACACAUGAAUAGAAUGCAUGGCAUGCAUGAACCUUACGGGCUUGGAUUUGUAGUGUGCGAAACAAAUGAUAGCGCUGAAUGCAAAGAUGUAUUUCGUUGCACCGAAUGUGAAAAUUUUGUGAUUAAUGAGAAAAAUUUGAAAGCUAUGUUGGAGCAUGCGCGUCUCCAUAUGCCCUAUGAAAGUUUUAGAUGCGUGUUUUGUAAGGAACGUUUUCGUUUUAAAGCGCUAGCGCGGCAACAUCAAUGUUCUAGCAACACAACCGAUACCGUUUGUAAAGUGGAUAAAUAUGAUCAAAAGAUCUUGAAGACGCGCUUAAAUAAAAUGGGGCGUUUAUGUCCGAAAUGUGGUAAAAAGUUUGCAAAAACAACGGUUUGUAAAGUGCAUACAACAAAUAUACAUGGGUUGGAUAAGCCUGCUGGACUUGGCUUUGAACGACUGAAUGCAGAUAAUGUCGACAGCAAGCGAGAAACUUACCGUUGCACUGAAUGCAUGAGCUUCAUUGUAGAAAAACUGGAUUUAAGUUUAAUGUCCGAGCAUGCUAGAGAACAUUUUCCAUACGACAGUUUCUGGUGCAUGUUGUGUGACGAACAAUUCAAAUUCAAAUUGCAAGCAAUAGAACACAAAUGCCCAAAUGACACGAGUAAAGUAGAAGAGCAUAGUGACAUCGAGGUGGAAAAUACAGCACAUUCAAAAUAUCCAAAAACAUUUGAAAAAAUUAUCAAAAAAUUUUGUCCGGAAUGCAAUUUUGAAGUGCCCACUAUGAAAGCUUGGCGCUGGCAUAUAAGUAAAUAUCAUGAAAUGACAACACUUGCUGGUUUACAGAUGAAACAAGCAAAGGGCAAUUUAGUAGAAUGUUUGCUUUGUGAAGUGAAAACGACUUAUAUCAGACGUUUAGAUCAUCGAUUCGUACAUCUACCCUUUAAGCCCUAUCAAUGUAAAUAUUGCUUGGAAACAUUCAUAGAAGUUGAAAAGGCGAAAGCGCAUUGUGGUGAUUGCGCAGUGGCGCCUUCAGAAUUCGAUGUAACGGACGAAAUAAAGAAACCGCAAGCAUAUAAACGUGUAGCCAAUCGCCAAAUGGAUACAACGAAUACUAAAAGAAUUAAAAUACAAAAUAAACAAGAAACCGUGUCACACGUGAAUGUGAAUGAAGCAAACUCAACCAGUGAACGUUUAGACUCGGAGAGUGAAAACGAUAAUGGUGACGGCAAUAGAUGUAUCAGUGUUGUGCUAACAGAUGAUAAUGAUUUCGCCAAGUUUAUACGAAUAAGCUGUCCAUUGUGCCCGGAUACCGAAUUCGAAUCGAAUCUAAUGCUAACACGUCAUUUCAACGAAGCACAUAAUAACUUUCGCGAACACUACACCAUACAUCCAACAAAUGCGGCGAAUUGUAAAACGUGCAAUAAAUACUUUAAUAUCAUAUACAAGAAGACUAUGAUAAAACACUAUCUGAGUGAAAUUAACGCAACAUGCUUCUGCUGUCGUCUAUGUGAUAAGAAUAUUUUAUAUUUCGAAACGAUGCGCUCACAUCUGCUGGAUGAUCAUCAAGCUGUGAUUGCCGGCCAGCAGACACAUGAGCAUAGUGGCACACCUGCAGGAGAGGCUGGUGAGGAGGUGGAUCCUUUGAAAGUAACGGCUGUGGAUAUAUCGAAAGUAUCGCGCACCACCAUGGCAAUACCGACGAGUAAAACUGCGGUAUUUAAUGAGUUUAAUGCCUACAUUUCAUAUGCGUGCCCCGAGUGCAAUGAGCCCUUCGAUACAUCGGAACAAUGGCAUUUACACAUAAAUGGUGCGCAUAGCUUCUUCGAGCAACAACAGCUGAAUAUCGAAGCCACAACGGAUGGUUUUAAACGUUGCAAACAGUGUAGUGUUAAUAUAAGCGGCGGCAUAUUGGCCGAACAACGUCACAAGCUAACGCAUAUGCAAUACAAAUCGUUCAUUUGUAUACUCUGUCAACAUCGUUCGACCACCUUGGGUGUGCUCACACAGCAUUUUCGUCGUCGUCACUUUGCCAAGGGCACGUUUAAGUGUGUGCUCUGUCCGCGUGUGCUAAGUACUUCGUGCGAACAAAUCGAACAUAUGAAGAGUGCACAUGAUCCGAGUGAAUAUCCAUCGAAAUUGUGUCGCGUCUGCUUCAGCAUGUUCAGUUCGAACAACGCGCUCAAUACGCACAUGGAUUUGCAUAAUCCCAAUCGGAAAGUGUUUCAGUGCGACUAUUGCGAUCGUUAUUAUAAGUACAAGCGAGAACUGGGUUUACAUGUGCGUGCCAAACACCAGGAACAAGCAGAGAAAAGUGAAUAAAAUUGUGUAUUUUAACUUAGAAAAUUAAUCAAAUGUAAUUAAUGAGAAUGUCCUCAUUUUAAACAUAGAAUUAUUAGUUAAACAGCUAUUGAAAGCAAGCAUAUCCAAGUGUGUGUAAAUGUAUAUAUAACGAUAUAAUGUGGAAUGAAUUGAGUGCUGUGCACUAUGGAAAUGGCUUUUCGUCGUGCUGCUCAUCUAUCACGUGUUCAAAGCUGCUGCAACAAACAAAAAUUACAUGAAAAAUGCAAUACAGGAAACCAAAUUUUCCUUUCAAUAUAAGUUUAUUUAACCUGUAAGUCUUUUUGAUUAUCAUAAUCUUGUUUAACAAAAGCAUAUAAGAAAA
Molecule: messenger RNA, 4423 nt
Organism: Zeugodacus cucurbitae (melon fly)
Lineage: Eukaryota; Metazoa; Arthropoda; Insecta; Diptera; Tephritidae
Product: zinc finger protein Xfin
Exons: 4
Coding region: 184-4080 (1298 amino acids)
Biological process (GO): regulation of transcription by RNA polymerase II
Cellular component (GO): chromosome
Molecular function (GO): chromatin insulator sequence binding
Source: RefSeq, a predicted model, not a curated record